AACGUGCACAAGGUUACCCAGAUCGGAGAAGAAUUAUUUCGAAGCGAUGGAGGCAGCUACAUAUCAACAGGCACCAAAUCGGGAUAUAUAACCCGAGGUAACGUACAUGCGUGCGUUUGAAAGUUGUACAGUAUGCAGAAUGAAGAACACAACCUGUCAUUCUUUUAAACAAGAAGAAAAUGAUAAAAUGAUAAACAAUGAAACUAGGGACUAGGCUCCUGCUGACCCAAUUCACCCUGGUUAACAUGAAGGUCAUCUCUACAAGAAAGUCUAUGUGCUGCACCACUAUUUUCACUUUUUCUCUCAACAAUAGAAUUGCCCCUCCUUCCUUAGACGGCCGCCCCUCCCAACUGCUGAACCGCAAUAGAUGCCGUCCAUUUACAUUCUUCUUUGGAGAGUGACUUGUGUUAUGAUAACCACCCAGUCACUUGAAGUGAAGGUAUAUAAAGGCAACUUCGCCCGAGUUUUAGUCGAAGAUCAGUCGGAUCUUUUAAUAAGACAACAUGGUGGCUCUGGCAAAGAUGGAAAAAAUUCUUCUAGUUUUGGUCGUUUGCACAACGGCCAUAUUUGGACAGAAUGAUAUGUAUUCGACUGAAGCCAAACACCGUUCAAUUGGCAAUCGCCCACCACCUUUCGCCUUUUAUUCUCCACAUCCGCCUACUUACGGUGUCCCUCCUCCUCAGCGCGUUCCUCCCUACCAAACUAAGUAUCCCGUAUCACGACCAACUUAUGUGGCCCCUCCUUCGUACCCUGUUAGGCCCUCACAUUCUCCCCCUGCUUACCGAAAUGCUCACCAAACGGCUCAUCGUGUUCCAGCGUAUCAAAUUCCGUAUCCAGCUGCAGCUUCUUCAAGACCAAUGACGACUUAUGCAGCUCCAGCACCGCAAAAGCCAAUUUAUUCGACUCCGGUGACUCCUAGACCACCAGUUUAUUCGCCUCCUGCUAAUCCCCCGCAUCAUUCAACCUUCAAUUAUAUGGGUCAUCAAGCCCACCGUGUUCCAGCGCCACCUACCACACCAACCCCAGCCAAAGUUCCGUUCACGUAUCCAUCGACCACACCGAAACCCUACGCCUACAGCGCUCCAUCAGCUCCAGUGACCGGACCAAGUUUGUUGGAUCUUCCUUGGGUGAAACCGUUGUAUGCCCGAUCUCCUUCUCCCCCUGCAACUGAAAAAUAUUCCUGGAACGUUCAACAAGUCAGGCCAGCCGUUGCCGUUGUUCGAGAUGAUUCCGAAGAAGAUGUUGGUGUUUUCAUUUCUAGCGUGAAUACCCCAGUUUCAGUCCCAGCUGCAACACCAGUUCGGUCACAAAACUUUGAAGUUCGAGGAAUCCCUCAGGAAACUAGAGCACCCGUUGCUAUUCCAGCGCCAACCCAAAUGCCUGUUAUUAUUCAAGAUGACUCGGACGAGGACAUCCAGAUAGUCCAGGAAGUAACCAGACGAACACCUUUACCGUCGAGUCCCCUUAUAAUUCGAGAUGAGUCACAAGUUGCAAGAUUUGCACCUAUGCCAACUCAGGCGCCGUUUGUUCCAGCAGUAAUUCGAGCAGAUGACUCGAGACAACAGAUGCAGAAUCCUGCGGCACAAAGAGCUCCUUCAGUACCUUUACCAACUACAACACAAGUGCAAAACGUCCGUGUUAUAGUCCGAGAUGACUCUGUUGAAGACAUUCAGAUCGCUCAACGAGUUAUCCCAUCUCCACCAAGAGCACCUCAACCUUCGGUUAAUCCUAUUAUAAUCCGAGAUGACUCUAUUGAAAACAUUCAGAUUGCUCAACAACAACGAGUUAUACCUUCUGCACCAAGAGCAACCCAACCUUCGGUUAAUCCGAUUAUAAUCCGAGAUGACUCAAUUGAGGACAUUCAAGUCGUUCAACGAGUUAUCCCAUCUCCACCAAGAGUACCUCAACUUUCAGUUAAUCCAAUUGUAAUCCGAGAUGACUCUGUUGAAGACAUUCGAUUUGCUCAACAAGUCAUCCCGUCUGCACCUAGAGCACCUCAACCUUCGGUUAAUCCGAUUAUAAUUCGAGAUGACUCUGUUGAAAACAUUCAGAUCGCUCAACAAGUAAUACCUUCUCCACCUAGAGCAACUCAACCUUCUGUUAAUCCAAUUAUAAUCCGAGAUGAUUCGAAUGAAGAUAUCCAAAUAGUCCAACAAGUCUUCACUUCUACACCUUCACCUAGGACAACAGCGACACCGGCGAAUUUAUUUAUAAUUCGAGAUGACUCAGUUGAAGAUGUUCAACUAAUCCAACAAGUCCCCACUUUUACACCUUCACCUUUGACAGCAGCGGCGCCAGUGAAUCCAAUUGUUAUCCGAGAUGAUUCCAUUGAAGACAGACAGGUGAUCCAGCUAGGCCAACAAUUUCAAACUACCGCACCAUUAGGAGGGACACUACCACGGGCGAAUCCAAUUAUCGUCCAAGAUGAUUCAAUUGAAGAUUUCCAGAUAGUCCAAAGAAUUCAACAAGUUGCAACUAUUACGCCCUCGCCUUUGGCAACGCAGACGCCAAGAAUUCCAGUCGUGAUUCGAGAUGACUCGAUUGAAGAUGAUGACGACAGGAUCGUUCGCCUUAACUUGCCUGCACCAAACAACAAUGUAAUAGCUUCACCUCGACCAUCAGAGAUUCCAUUUGUAAGGCUGGACAACUCAGAUGAAUUUUUAUUCCGCGACGUUCCCAUAGGCGUUCAACCCGUUCCAAAUGCUCCCGUACUAGCCUCUGUUCCAACGGCUACUCAGGCUCCGGGCACUCAAAAUUUAUUUUUUAGAGACUCGGACGAAGAUUUCCGAAUCCUUCAGAAUGCCCCCGGAUCUCCAAUUCUUAGAACGGCAACACAAGACAAUUCACUUGAAGUCCGCUCGAAUCUCUCGAAUGAAGAUAUUGAACUGCGAUUGCUUUCUCAAGGAGUUACUGCUUCAAAUAUUAAUUUGUCUGGGCCAUUACCAACCACUCCCGCACCCCGUCGUGUUGUCUUGGUGGACUCGGUCGAAGAUACUCGGAGAAAUCCUGGAGUUCCCAUUUCGAAUGUCCAACUAUCUGGAUCUGCAGAUGUUUUCUUAGUGAAUUCAAACGAAGAUCUUCGGAUUGCGCAGCAAUUUCCUCAACCCAAUGUCUCGUUAUCUGGGCCGUUGCCAGGGAAUUCUACACCACCCCGUUUUAUUUUAGUGGACUCGACCGAAGAUAUCCAGGCUGCUCAACAAGUUUCCCUCUCUAACGUUUCUCCAUCUGGAUCUUCACCUGCGAAUGCCCCUUCUGUUAUUUUAAUAGAGUCAGCAGAAGAAAACCAGCAAGCACAAAAUGUAAACCCACUUUUACAGUCGGCAAAUGUCGUAUUAAGACAAGAUUCACUAGAAGUUCCAGAUCGAAGUGACGAAGUCCGAAUUCCAACGACGGUAACCAUUUCCCAAGUAUCUACUAAUCUUGCCAAUUGAUUAUGAUUUACACAGUAAUUUGUUUUCACACGUCUUUGUUUACCAAUAAAUUAUUUUUUUGUCUUA
This is a messenger RNA of Daphnia pulicaria, 3497 nucleotides long. RefSeq names its product mucin-2-like. The coding region runs from base 504 to 3431 and encodes 975 amino acids. Lineage: Eukaryota; Metazoa; Arthropoda; Branchiopoda; Diplostraca; Daphniidae. The transcript has 3 exons. The record is from RefSeq and is a predicted model, not a curated record.